Molecule: messenger RNA, 4561 nt
Organism: Branchiostoma belcheri (Belcher's lancelet)
Lineage: Eukaryota; Metazoa; Chordata; Leptocardii; Amphioxiformes; Branchiostomatidae
Product: lipid phosphate phosphatase delta-like
Exons: 12
Coding region: 447-1856 (469 amino acids)
Biological process (GO): sphingosine metabolic process; phospholipid dephosphorylation
Cellular component (GO): endoplasmic reticulum membrane
Molecular function (GO): sphingosine-1-phosphate phosphatase activity
Source: RefSeq, a predicted model, not a curated record
AACGCAUGACGUAGAGGGUUAAAGUUCGUCAAAUGUCACCCAAAGAAUUUCGGUCAUUGAUUUUUCGGCUUUGUCUGUCGACAUUUUCCGGCGGCUUGUUUUCCCAGGGUGUUUCUUUAAAUCUUCGUGCGAGUGUAGCGAUCGGAACCAUGACGGCGAAGGUUACGGGAAGUUUACGUAGAGAAAGACUCGGCUAGUUCGAAGUGUUUUUUACGGUAAAUCAGGGUGGUAGAAUACGGGGAUUUCGCCCCCCUCCCCUGUUUUUUUUUCACAAGGCGAUCUCUCUCCGUCUGCUGCCAACAAAGAGCGUUUCACGCAUCGUGGGGAGCCAGACCGGUCUCGGUGUCAAGGGUCCUUCUUGAGCACACAGUUGUCGCGUUCAUAACGGGAUUACUGUUUCCCUUGAUUGAUCUGCAGUAGUACGUACUCUAGUUGAUAAUUUCGACAUGUCGGCGGACGAGAUUGAAGAGCCGGUGGUUUCGCGCUCGCGGGCGAGCAAAAGGCAGGGUAGCAAGCCGGGCAGGUCCGAUUCAGACGCCGAGGGAACGUCAGCGUCUUCCGAUGAGAAGGGGGGAGAAGGGAGAACGGAGAAGAAGAAGGGGAGGAUCGUUCAUGCUCCGAUCGACAAGUUGGGACCAUAUGGGCGCUGGAUCCGCCACAUUCUGUUGGAGUCCAUUCUGGUGGGCACACCUGUCCUGGUGUCCAUACAGAAAUUCCGCACACCUGCCCGUACCUGGGCCAUGAAGAUGAUCAGUUUCCUGGGUACAGAAGACUUCUACACUCCACUUGUCGUGUGUAUGCUCUGGGUAUUAGAAUCUCGGCUGGGCCGACUGUAUACUCUGCUAAUGGCAAUUGGUUUUUAUGUUACUGGGUUCUUGAAGAACUUCCUCUGUUUGCCACGCCCUCCUGUAGAUGCAGUGGAGAGUCUAGAGAAAGCCUAUGACUGGGCAUUGCCGAGUCACCACUCGUUGCUGGGGGUAAUGUUACCGUUCUACCUGUGGUUCUACUACUACCUUCACUCCCACAUGUCCACCACCUUCCUGGUCGUGCUCUUCAUCAUUGUGUGCAUAUGGUCGUUUUCCCUGAUGUUCAGCCGGCUGUACCUGGGAGUGCACAGCCCAGCUGACAUCCUGACAGGAGGGCUGUUCGGUGUGCUGGUGCUGUCCGUCUGGCUACAGGUGUACGACCUGCUGGACAGCUGGAGCGCUGUGCCAGAGAACCAUGUGUGGUUGCAGGCCUUCGUCUACUCCAUCCUGCUGCUCAUCGUCCACCCUCGCUGCCAACCUGCAACCCUGACCUUCGCUGACACGGUGGUGUUGAUGGGCGUGGCUGUGGGGGCCAUCAUCGGUCACAGCAGAAUACGAAACUACUCUGCCUACCUGGCUCUACUGGAAACAAUGUCGGAACAUGCAUCACUGAGUGCAAUCAUAGGAAUGUCCUUGUUACGAAUGAUUGUUGGUGGUGUGCUGGUCUUCACCACCCGUAUCAUGGUGAAGUACCCCUGUAGAACACUGCUGUUCCUCAUCGCACAGUUCGCAGACAUCAAUGUCUACAGCAGCAGCAUCUACUCCAAAACCAACACUCCCGAGUCCAAGCACUACUCAGACGAGUACCUGCUGCCUCCUAUCUAUGAUCCUAAGAAGAAGAAGAACCCGAGCAGCCGUGACAGUAAUGAGGAGGAAGAGGAGGAGGAGGAGGAGGGAGACAGGCAGCUCCAGGCCAGCCGUGCUCCAGAGCCCGAGCCUGUCCCCUGGGACGUCGACAUUCCCGUCAAAUACGUCACCUACCUGUCCAUGAUGUGGAUGGCUGUGGAGGGCGUGCCCAGCGCGUUUCAUCUUCUUGGACUCACCUUGUGAAGCCAAGUAUCGGAUGAUAAGUGUAUAGACUUUUAAACUAUUGCUGAUAAUGGUCUUUUGCCUUGAUGUGUAUAGUCAGCUGAAAAAAGACCACUUUGUUAAAGGCAUUCAAUGCAAUUUCAGGGCGACAAACAAAAAAUAUUCUGGAUGAGGAAACCUGUCUAAUAUUGACAUUAACUGCCAUUUCUUAGCUCAUUUUCAUCCUUUCAUACUUGAAGCAUUUGGAAUAGCCUCAAAACAUGCUAUGUGAGGGUUCUCUUUAUUUUUGGGUACCACCCAUAAAUAGCUAGAACCAACUUAAGAUACAAACUAAGCAACCGUUUUCUGUCAGCAACAUCGCAUUUUUGCCUCACUGAUUUCAGUAUGCUACGGGAUAGGAUUGAUUUAAGUUACUGCAUAAAAAAUUAUCCAGUUUUGCCACCAUGAAAUUGCAUUGGAUGCCUCUGAGGGAAAUUGAAAUCUUCCUGCUGUUUGAUGCUCUCAGACUUCAGUGCAUCUGAGAAGUACAUGACAACAAGCAGCAAAUCAGAGCUGGAGAGCUAUCUAUAUAUGGUAGUUCAGCGUGUAAGUAUGCAGCACUGUGUGCAUGUGUGACCACUUAAUAACAAUAAACAUGUAUGUAAAAGUCAUAACAGUCUGUACCUCAUCUCAGCUCAGCCAUUUGUACACAACAAAGUUUUUUAAAGGAUGUACAACAUUAGUGUAAAGUACUGAUACACGUACAUCCCAGAUUGGGACUCUUGAUUGGUCCUCAUGAAGGGAUUGUGGGGAUUUAAAUGAAGUUAUAAUAUGCUUUUAGAAGAAGCUAAGACUGUAUGUGAGCCUCCAUUGUACUGUAAAUUCAUCAAAUUUCAUGGCACGGAGCUAAGAAUGGGGGGACCCGAUACUGGUUGAUUGCACAUGCAAAGGGCCACGGUGCAUGCAUGUUUGGAUAGUGCCCCCCCACUAGUGGCAGUGCGCACACUUUGCCUCAUAGGCCAAGAGAGCGUGUUGGGGAACAAACAAUGUGCAAAUCAGAAGUUCACAGUGUCUUUCAGUUCACAGUUGAGACAACUGCAGUAAGGCAAUACAAGACAAAGCACAAGUGUAUGGUCUUUGUGAACAUGAAACCUUUAUGAAUAUCUCACCAUCUACAAAAUGUUGUAUCCAAAUGUAAAAAGGAGACAAAUUUUGUCAUGUAUCAAAAAUUUUGCAAUGUGGUAUCUUUCCUUUUAAUCUUUGUUGUAUGGCACCAAAUUCUUCCUGAUUUUUUUUAGGAGUUAUGAGCAAAAGAGGCUAGAAUUUGGGUGGAUCUUUUCCAAUUGUGUUGGCACAUCUUGGCAAAUCUGAUAAAAACUAUGUUUUAACAUUUGUGGUAUUCAGCCAGGCCAGCUUUUCCACUGAUUACCUUAAAUCAUUUAUGUGUCUAUAGAUUUUACUAACUUCUCCAUAAUCUCUGUGAAUUAAAAAAAUUUCAUCAGGUUGGUGAAUGAUUGAAUAGCAAAGUUCUUUAAUUCACAACCACUUGUUUAACAAGAGCUGGUGUUUAGAUGACCAUCUGUCAUCUUCAUUGUAACCUUAUUGUGUUGUAUUUCAUGUUUUUAUUUGUGUUCACCCAAUCAACACUUGGACCAAUGUGACAGCUCUCAGGAUGAAGUUAUUGAAUACGAAGGGAAAAAGUUGACAAUAAAGCUUGACCACUUUUAACUUAAUUUAUUAUAUGAAUGAAAUACUCUGGAUGAGUUAGUCAUUGUAAUGCAUUCAGUUGUCACAGAUGGAGUUGCAUAGUAGACUUGAAGCAGUUUUAGAAACAGUAACAGCAAAUCAAACUAUUUACAUGCAUGUUACAUACUCAUUGUCAAGGUCAAUAUAUUAUUCAUCAACUGCUAAAUCGAGAGAUGAAAAGAGCAACAAUGCUACAUCACUAUCAACAUUUGACAUGUAUUAAAUACUCACAUCUUGCCAUUACACCCAUAACAGAGGCAGAAAGUUGUGCAAAAGCCAUAUGCUAUGAAUGGGUCAGGUAGAAAUAGACUUGGAGUGUGAACUCUACUUAUGUAUGGUAGAGUAUGGAAGGGAGUUAGUAGUGUGCUGGUUAAGAUUUGAUAUGUAGCCUCCAUAGUGUGAUAGGGGUUAAAAACUAAGUAACAAUCCAGGGUGGAUGUAAAAUUAACGUUGUUGUGUAAAAAUGAAAAAAAAAGCAUCACAAAUCAAAUGAUGGAACUUGAAAAGUGAAAUGAAGGUACAACAGGUAUAGAAACUGUAUCAACUGUAAACCUGAAAAGCAAGAAAAAUGUGUACCGACUUUUUGUCACCCCCACUUCCUUUGAUCUUUUUUUUUAUCUAUUUUCAAAACAUGUAAAAGAUUGUUGAGACCACUUAUACAGUGCUUCUUGUUAUUCAAAAGUAUGGAAUCACAUACAUGUACCUAUGAUAAAUGCAGCAAUCAAUGAUGAUACUGCAAUAUUUAAUACUUUUGUUUCAUGCCAGGCAUAUGAUAUGUUUCGUUUCAUGCCAGGCGUAUGUUACGUUACGUUGUGUGCGCUAUGUCCAGUAUUGUACAUGCAUUCUGUUCUGUGCUGCUCGUGCAAGUAUGUUUAUGUACUGCUGCUUGUUCAUACUGCAAUAAGAAACGUUUAGUAUGCCAUGGGGCAUUAUUUGUUAUCAUUACAACAUGUGUGAUCAUGAACAUUAAAAGUAUACAUCUCAAAAAGUAGAGAAAAGCA